Molecule: messenger RNA, 897 nt
Organism: Nanorana parkeri
Lineage: Eukaryota; Metazoa; Chordata; Amphibia; Anura; Dicroglossidae
Product: protein phosphatase 1 regulatory subunit 3C-like
Exons: 1
Coding region: 30-701 (223 amino acids)
Biological process (GO): regulation of glycogen biosynthetic process
Cellular component (GO): protein phosphatase type 1 complex
Molecular function (GO): glycogen binding; protein phosphatase 1 binding
Source: RefSeq, a predicted model, not a curated record
UUUAGGCUCAUUCCAAUCUUGUCUGCACCAUGCCUGGAGACUUCUCCAUGUGUCUGUGUCUCAGUCCCCCUCCUCCACCACAGUUUUGUCGGCCAUCUACAGGAACACUUCGCCCAUGCCUGGCUCCAUUUCCUCGUCCUCCAGACCCUCGUAAAAAGGGCGUAGUCUUUGCCGAUGCACUCGGACUGGCUCUCACCAGCGUGCGCCAUAUCUCACGCCCGUUCUUUGAUGAGGAUCCCCUGGUCAUUGCGUUGGCUUCCUUGCGAGCCUUGCGCCCCUUCUCCACCUCAACGUACACACUGGACUUCCAGCCUCCUGCUCACGACUACAGUAGCUUCCGGGCCAGGCUUGCCCAGCAGCAUGUAUGCUUGGAGCAAUGCGCUGUCCAGGGGGCUGCAGUGGCUGGGACUGUACAAGUCCAUAACCUCGGCUAUCAGAAAAGGGUGACUCUGCGGGUCAGCUACGACAACUGGAAAAGCCACUAUGACCUUCCAUGCUCUUAUCUCCGUGACCCGUAUGGUGGAGGGGAGACUGAUAUGUUCUCAUUCAGGCUUCCACUGCCACCAGGCACCCAGCGUGCAGAGUUCUGUAUCUGCUUCUGGUGCCAGGGUGAGGAACACUGGGACAGCAAUGGAGGCAAGAACUACGCACUGCACAAGGAGGGCGAGCACAGCAGAUACCUUCACAACAUGUAUUGGUAAUAUGGGCCAGAUUGGAGUUUAGAACUAUGAAAGUGCUGGCCCACUAGAACACGGUAUCCCUGCAUUGCACAGCCUCCCUUUUGUGGAUCAAGAGGGAGACUCCACAUUCUUUAAGCUGUAAGGGGUAGACUAGACCGAAUGUCACUUAUUUAAUGAUGUGGUUGCCAUAGGCUUCUACUUGUGGCUUGAAGAUUAG